Molecule: messenger RNA, 3058 nt
Organism: Micropterus dolomieu (smallmouth bass)
Lineage: Eukaryota; Metazoa; Chordata; Actinopteri; Centrarchiformes; Centrarchidae
Product: transient receptor potential cation channel subfamily V member 6-like
Exons: 19
Coding region: 799-2931 (710 amino acids)
Biological process (GO): calcium ion import across plasma membrane
Cellular component (GO): membrane
Molecular function (GO): calcium channel activity; protein binding
Source: RefSeq, a predicted model, not a curated record
GAACUGAAUGCAUGGCACGCUGUUCUCUAAGUCGGAAUUAUUUCAUCUUUAACCGUUUUCUGAAGAGUGGCUAUAGUUCGUGUCUAGAUUGUUCAUGAAGACUGUUUGACCCUGGACCUCGCUGGCGUGUGGAAACGCUGUGAUCAGCUGUUUGAUGAGAGGCGGAGGAUUCUUUGGGUGUAAUGUUUCAGAUUGUUGAGGAGAGUGGACCGUGGAAGGCGGAUGGCGUUAAAGCUGGAUUUACCCGCUCCCUGGCCGACUUUAGGAUUGUAGAAAGCCGGGCAUCAAGCGUGGAGAUGGAGGAGAGAAUUCGGCUUCUGGUGCUGGGCCUGCUGACGUGAACGAAGAAGAUGUCGCAAAUCCGUCCGAUGGGGAUAGCAAUGUGCCGACACUUCUCACAGAGGGUUGAGGACAGAAAUGAUCUGAAGUUCAAAAAGAUGCAGCGUUACACCAAAGCUUUCUCCAGUGACGAUGAAAAAGAGAAGACUGACACAAGAAAGGGGUCGAUCUCAGGAGACCGCAAGCUCAGACCUAAAAACAGGAGGCCUUUGAGCAGGUGGCAGAUGAUUCACCAAAGUGCUUUGGGUUUGGAGAUGUGGCAAGAAGAUCCGAAGGAGGACCAGGACAUUAAAUAUGUCUAAGAAGAGAUUCUCUAGAUGCUCACAGAGACUGCUGCACACCAAGAGCUGCAGCUAGAGAAAAGAAGAUGCCAGAUAAAGUGUGGGAAAUACUCUGAGAAGGAAACUUUAAUGGGGGAAAGGAUGAGGGUGACCAUGGCAGAGUCGAAAUCAGGUGUCAAUGUCUCCGUCUCUGGCCAGAUCUGUUCUGUGUGAGCUCAACCAUUGGUGGAGCCAUUUGAGGUUUCGCGUUCAAAACAAGAAAGGAUGGAACGAGAUGUUGGAUGAGAAUUUUUUGCUCUACACCAAAUACGUAAAUGACAUUCCUCUCUUCUUUGCGGCUAAAGAGAACAGUGUUGGUUGUAUCAAGAAACUUCUGAGUUGUGCGUCCACUAAUAUCUUUGAGAGAGGUGCUCUUGGUGAGACAGCGCUUCAUGUUGCUGUGAUGUACGAUAACCUGGAGGCUGCUGUUGCUCUGAUGGACGGAGCUCCUGAACUCAUCAAUGAGCCCAUGAUCACCGAGCUCUUCCAAGGUGUAACUCCUCUCCACAUUGCUGUAGUGAAUCAGAACAUCGAUCUGGUUCAUCAUCUGAUUAGUCGAGGGGGUGAUGUGGCUACACCUCGAGUCACCGGUCUGUACUUCAGGAAGAGGUUAGGAGGACUCAUAUACUAUGGUGAGCACAUCCUGUCUUUUGCUGCAUGUACUGGGAAUGAGAGCAUUAUCUCCAUGGUAAUUGAUGCAGGGGCCAGCACCAGGGUCCAGGAUUACCGUGGUAACACAGUGCUUCACAUUUUGGUUCUGCAGCCCAACAAGAUGAUUGCAUGCCAGGCCAUAGACCUGAUUAUGGCACGCGAUGCAGAGCUGGACCAGUCAGUGUCACUCGACAUGGUGCCCAACUACAAAGGCCUUACACCUUUUAAACUGGCUGCCAAAGAGGGAAACAUUGUGGUCUUUGAGCACCUGGUUAAUAAAAGGCGUGUAGUACAGUGGACUCUGGGCCCUUUGACCUCUAACCUGUAUGAUCUGACAGAGAUCGACUCAUGGGACGACAACAAGUCAGUACUGGAGCUCAUAGUGGGCAGUCACAAGAGAGAGUCAAGAGAAAUAUUGCUGGUGACCCCCGUGAAGCAGCUGGUUAGUCUGAAGUGGAACCUGUAUGGAAAACAUUACUUCAGGCUGCUGCUGUUACUGUAUCUCCUGUACAUCGGGACCUUCACACUGUGUUGUGUAUUUCGCCCUCUAAAGGACGCUCCAGAGAACUACACAACGUCAGACAUGGACAAAACCACUCGAGUCCAGAAAACACUCAAAGAGAGUUAUGUGACGUAUGAUGACAACCUGCGGCUGGUGGGCGAAAUCAUCAGCGUCAUCGGAGCUUUUCUCAUCCUGUUGCUGGAGAUCCCUGGUAUACUGAGAGUGGGAGCAAAGCGCUAUUUUGGUCAGACAGCACUGGGAGGUCCCUUUCAUGUUAUUCUUAUCACCUAUGCAUGUUUGGUGUUGCUGCUGUUGGUGUUCAGAAUCUGCGAAGUGCAUGGAGAGAGAGAGGUAAUGGCAGUGUCUUUAGUUCUUGGCUGGUGCAACAUCAUGUACUUCGCCCGAGGUUUUGAAACACUCGGCCCUCAUGUCAUCUUGAUACAGAAGAUUAUAUUUGGAGACUUGACAAAGUUCAUGUGGCUGAGUUUCAUUAUGCUCAUAGGUUUUUCCAGCGCUCUGUGGGUCGUGUAUAUGACCCAAGAUCCUACAUCCCUUCCCCAAUAUCGCUCCUUCCCCAUCACCCUCUUCUCCCUGUAUGAGCUCAGCAUGGGCCUCAUAGAUAUGCCUGUGGACCACUCCUUCACCACCCCCCCGAUCGUCCAUGUGCUCCACUCCACCUUGUCUGUGGUCUGCUGCCUCUUUCUGCUAAAUCUACUGACAGCCAUGAUGAGUGACACACAAGAAAGGGUGGCCGAGGAGAGAAAAGAGCUGUGGUGGACUCAGGUGGUAGCCACAACUUUGAUGCUGGAGAGGAGGCUUCCUCGCUGCCUGUGGUCUCGGAUCGGGGUGUGUGGGCUCAACUAUGGUCUGAAGGAGUGCUGGUAUCUCAGGGCUGAGGACAGAACCGAUCCGAUGUUUGAAAAGAUGCAGCGUUACAUCAAAGCUUUCUCCAAAGACAAUGAAAAGAAGGAGAAGACUGGAACAGUAAAGGAGUUGUUCUCAGAAAGCCCCAAACUCAGACCUAAAAACUGGAAGGCUGUGUCAGGGUGGCAGCUUAUUCGCAAUAGCACUUUGGGUUUGGAGAGGGCAAAAAUAGCCAAAGGAGAACCACAACUUUAAAUGUUUUCUAGGAAGAGGCCUUCCAUCAUCUUCCAUCAUCUUACAGUACUGAACAUUAGGGCUGCAUCAAACAUAUUAAAUUUUAUUUGAUUAAUCUAACGAUUAUUCUUUUUGAUUUGCAGACUGA